AUGGGUCUGAAAGGGUUAUGUCCGAGGGCAGCAGCAUCUACCAGGGCAGGGCCAGAGCAGGACCAAUCCAAGUACCAAGGAAUAGCACCUCAGUUCAGGAAGACGAAAUGGUCCUGGCUACUGGAGGGACAAUCUGUGGUGACCUCUAAGAUCAUCUCAAGCUGUAUAGGAGACAGCAGUAUAGGGGACAGCAGUAUAGGGGACAGCAGUAUAGGGGACAGCAGUAUAGGAGACAGCAGUAUAGGGGACAGCAGUAUAGGAGACAGCAGUAUAGGGGACAGCAGUAUAGGGGACAGCAGUAUAGGAGACAGCAGUAUAGGAGACAGCAGUAUAGGGGACAGCAGUAUAGGGGACAGCAGUAUAGGGGACAGCAGUAUAGGGGACAGCAGUAUAGGGGACAGCAGUAUAGGGGACAGCAGUAUAGGGGACAGCAGUAUAGGGGACAGCAGUAUAGGGGACAGCAGUAUAGGAGACAGCAGUAUAGGAGACAGCAGUAUAGGGGACAGCAGUAUAGGAGACAGCAGUAUAGGGGACAGCAGUAUAGGGGACAGCAGUAUAGGGGACAGCAGUAUAGGGGACAGCAGUAUAGGGGACAGCAGUAUAGGGGACAGCAGUAUAGGGGACAGCAGUAUAGGAGACAGCAGUAUAGGGGACAGCAGUAUAGGGGACAGCAGUAUAGGGGACAGCAGUAUAGGAGACAGCAGUAUAGGGGACAGCAGUAUAGGGGACAGCAGUAUAGGGGACAGCAGUAUAGGGGACAGCAGUAUAGGAGACAGCAGUAUAGGAGACAGCAGUAUAGGGGACAGCAGUAUAGGAGACAGCAGUAUAGGGGACAGCAGUAUAGGGGACAGCAGUAUAGGGGACAGCAGUAUAGGGGACAGCAGUAUAGGAGACAGCAGUAUAGGGGACAGCAGUAUAGGGGACAGCAGUAUAGGGGACAGCAGUAUAGGAGACAGCAGUAUAGGGGACAGCAGUAUAGGAGACAGCAGUAUAGGGGACAGCAGUAUAGGGGACAGCAGUAUAGGGGACAGCAGUAUAGGGGACAGCAGUAUAGGAGACAGCAGUAUAGGGGACAGCAGUAUAGGGGACAGCAGUAUAGGGGACAGCAGUAUAGGAGACAGCAGUAUAGGAGACAGCAGUAUAGGGGACAGCAGUAUAGGAGACAGCAGUAUAGGAGACAGCAGUAUAAGAGACAGCAGUAUAGGGGACAGCAGUAUAGGAGACAGCAGUAUAGGGGACAGCAGUAUAGGAGACAGCAGUAUAGGAGACAGCAGUAUAGGAGACAGCAGUAUAGGGGACAGCAGUAUAGGAGACAGCAGUAUAGGGGACAGCAGUAUAGGGGACAGCAGUAUAGGGGACAGCAGUAUAGGGGACAGCAGUAUAGGGGACAGCAGUAUAGGAGACAGCAGUAUAGGAGACAGCAGUAUAGGGGACAGCAGUAUAGGAGACAGCAGUAUAGGGGACAGCUGUAUAGGAGACAGCAGUAUAGGAGACAGCAGUAUAGGGGACAGCAGUAUAGGGGACAGCAGUAUAGGGGACAGCAGUAUAGGGGACAGCAGUAUAGGAGACAGCAGUAUAGGGGACAGCAGUAUAGGGGACAGCAGUAUAGGGGACAGCAGUAUAGGGGACAGCAGUAUAGGGGACAGCAGUAUAGGAGACAGCAGUAUAGGGGACAGCGGUAUAGGAGACAGCGGUAUAGGAGACAGCGGUAUAGGAGACAGCGGUAUAGGAGACAGCGGUAUAGGAGACAGCAGUAUAGGGGACAGCAGUAUAGGGGACAGCAGUAUAGGGGACAGCAGUAUAGGAGACAGCAGUAUAGGGGACAGCAGUAUAGGAGACAGCAGUAUAGGGGACAGCAGUAUAGGGGACAGCAGUAUAGGGGACAGCAGUAUAGGAGACAGCAGUAUAGGGGACAGCAGUAUAGGGGACAGCAGUAUAGGAGACAGCAGUAUAGGGGACAGCAGUAUAGGAGACAGCAGUAUAGGAGACAGCAGUAUAGGGGACAGCAGUAUAGGGGACAGCAGUAUAGGAGACAGCAGUAUAGGGGACAGCAGUAUAGGGGACAGCAGUAUAGGGGACAGCUGUAUAGGGGACAGCAGUAUAGGAGACAGCGGUAUAGGGGACAGCGGUAUAGGGGACAGCGGUAUAGGGGACAGCGGUAUAGGGGACAGCAAUAUAGGGGACAGCAGUAUAGGAGACAGCAGUAUAGGGGACAGCAGUAUAGGAGACAGCAGUAUAGGGGACAGCAGUAUAGGGGACAGCAGUAUAGGGGACAGCAGUAUAGGGGACAGCAGUAUAGGAGACAGCAGUAUAGGAGACAGCAGUAUAGGGGACAGCAGUAUAGGGGACAGCAGUAUAGGGGACAGCAGUAUAGGGGACAGCAGUAUAGGAGACAGCAGUAUAGGAGACAGCAGUAUAGGGGACAGCAGUAUAGGAGACAGCAGUAUAGGAGACAGCAGUAUAGGGGACAGCGGUAUAGGGGACAGCGGUAUAGGGGACAGCGGUAUAGGGGACAGCGGUAUAGGGGACAGCAGUAUAGGAGACAGCAGUAUAGGGGACAGCAGUAUAGGAGACAGCAGUAUAGGAGACAGCAGUAUAGGGGACAGCAGUAUAGGAGACAGCAGUAUAGGGGACAGCAGUAUAGGGGACAGCAGUAUAGGGGACAGCAGUAUAGGAGACAGCAGUAUAGGAGACAGCAGUAUAGGGGACAGCAGUAUAGGGGACAGCAGUAUAGGAGACAGCAGUAUAGGAGACAGCAGUAUAGGGGACAGCAGUAUAGGGGACAGCAGUAUAGGAGACAGCAGUAUAGGAGACAGCAGUAUAGGGGACAGCAGUAUAGGGGACAGCAGUAUAGGGGACAGCAGUAUAGGGGACAUACUGCUGGAGUAA
This is a messenger RNA of Coregonus clupeaformis (lake whitefish), 2889 nucleotides long. RefSeq lists its product as uncharacterized. Bases 1 to 2889 code for a protein of 962 amino acids. The record is from RefSeq and is a predicted model, not a curated record. The transcript is spliced from 4 exons. NCBI's taxonomy places the organism in Eukaryota, Metazoa, Chordata, Actinopteri, Salmoniformes, Salmonidae.